Pocillopora damicornis (cauliflower coral) is the source of this 3839-nucleotide messenger RNA. RefSeq lists its product as uncharacterized. The record is from RefSeq and is a predicted model, not a curated record. Lineage: Eukaryota; Metazoa; Cnidaria; Anthozoa; Scleractinia; Pocilloporidae.
AGGUUCCUGCUCUUUCGUGGUUUGUUCCUUUUGAAGAAUUAAGCCUACAUUUUAAGAACGUUAUUUGCAAUCCGUGUAAGCCAUUUUUACAUCCUAAACACGAACGAAGAGUUCUCAGAGUUCUUGUCGUAAUGUAACGUGAAAUUCUCUAUGCUGAAACACAAUGAAGUGUAGAGUAGCUGGAAAGAAAAAAUAUACAGUCAAAUCUUGAGGAGUAAGAGGUCAAAGAGUUGUGGACAGAGUGAAUACGUGCGAACGUUUUUUGUUAUAAAAAUAUCACUUCCGCUUCCUCAAACUUGAAAUCUUAUCUUUACGGAAACGGUUCUUUUUGGCUUAAGGACUGGUGAACAGGAAUGAAUUGAAAAAUUAAACAGCAGAAAAAAUUGAUAGAAGAUUCGAAUUUGAUGAUCUCUGCAAAAAUGUCGAGUGUUUGUACGGAUUUUUCCCAAGUUUAGACGGCCAUUACAUUCUUGAGCAAUAUGCAUGUCACGUGAUACGUUAUCCUGUGGUCCUGCAUCUAACAUCGGUACGACAAAGACCUUUAUCAACACAAAAAUGUUUUUGCCCUUGACUUAUGAAGUGGCGAUCGCUAACAUUUCAUAAUUAAGGAUCAUUUGUUAUUCCUGGGAUAUUAGGGAAACAUAACGUGUCAAUUCCCUUCCCAGAAAAAUGGUCAGAAAUGUAUACGUAACGAAGCCCAUCUGUAAGUGGUUGAAUCUAACCACAACUGAUUUUAUGACUUUUUUUUUGGAGAUGAGAAGUGAUUUGACAAAUUUGCUGAUUAGCGCCAAAUGUUGCCUUCGAUACGAGAUCAACAAGAUAUUUGGCUUGAUAUGUGACUUUUGAUGGUGACGGUUGCCAUAUAUGUGAGAUUUUGACAGUCGUGAUAUGUGCUCGACGAAAAUGCUCGCUGCCAUUUCAAGCUCCUGAAACUCGAUAGCAUGUAAUAUCUGGGAAAUACGAUAGAGAAAUUUCGCCAUUGAAACCGAAAACGUCUCUCGGCUUUAUUAAGAGCUGUAGAAAAAUGUGUUCGGGGAGCGAACUGUCUUGUGUGAGAGGUGAAAAUGCAUGGCGCUUUCCUCUGUCAUCGGGACUGCUUGGGUUUGUGUUAGGAUUGUCAACUUUUGGUGCAGCGAUGAAACUGUCAGAAUACAAGGACAGUCCUAGUCUUCCUCCGAUGAUAGCUGCAAUACCAAUGUUAACUGCAGGGCUUUCAGGUAUGGUGGGAGGACGAAUGAGGAAACGUUGGCUGAUUUCGCUGCACAUGGGUCUUUGUUUGGUUACAGGAGUCUUUGGUCUUCAUCUUAUGUUCCUUUUCAUGGGGAGAGAGGUUAAAUCAAGAAAUAUUCAUAAGGCUAAAUGUCUUUCCAACUACCAGGGAUCUUAUUACUGCCACAGAUACGCUACAACUGUUGCUAUGUCAGGACUAUCUGUUCUAGCGAUUACGUUAGCUCCUUUGGGAAUUUUAUCAUAUGCCGUCAUCAGGCAAAUAUCUGCGUAUAACGUCAAUGAAGUCCAGGAAGCAAAUAAUCCAGCCUUUGAACCCGAACUAUCUCCGACUAAGACAACAAAUGAAGACCAAGUAGAACAUCAGCAUCAACAAUUUUUUGAUAGAGCUGCAAAUCAUCCACGUAAAACUGAGCCUAAACCAGAGAAUCAACGACUAGCAAACUUUAAAAACUCACAUGGUGAUGAGUGUCUUCCACCUAAUCUCAGAAAACCGUACGGUAGUGAUCUGGUAACAACUAAUCCGUCUCAAAAUAAAGUGCGGAAUCACCGAUUUCUUCACCAUAAGAAGCCGCAUGACGAUAUGCGACUUCCGCCCAAUCAACGACCACCUUACCGGGGUGAUCAGGUAGGAAUUCCUAAACCUAGUGCUCAGUCUAAACCGCCGCAGAAUCUGGGUCCACUUCACCAGAAAAACUCACAUGGCGAUAAACGACUUCCACCCAUCCACAAGCAGUCGUUAGGUAACAAUUGGGCAGAAAAUCAGCCAUCUAAAACUGAUCCUAGACCGCAGAAUCACCGAGCACUUUACCAUAAGAACUCUCAUGACAAUACGCGACUUCCUCCCAGAUACAAACAACCUGACCAUGGCAAUCGAGAGUCAAGUGAACCUCGCAAAGGUGAAUCCCAACCCAAGAAUCUCCGACCACCUCAUAACAAAUAUAAACAUGGCGAUGCGCAACUCACAGACAGAGACGUGAAUCGCAGACAGCCUUUCGAACACAGACCUUCCCGUGACCUCAUGAGGUACAGUAGGCACAUAUGUCAGCAGCAAAACAUGAAUCAAGUUUCCAGAGCACCAACGACACGGUUUGGACAAAGUCACGUGCCAUUGGCCAGUGGCAGAGUAGUGAAAGGUAUAUCGAACACGACAGAUAGCUCGUCUGCAUAAAAGGGUGUGUAAAUUGCCAAACUUUUGUACAACGCACAAAUCGAAUACAUGAUGUAGAGGCUAUGAGCUCGCUCGCUUAGGUCAAUAAAAGUCACUUCGCUAACGUUUCGUCAGGAAACACAGGGCGCAGAAAGACUUUUAGCACGUUUCGAUAUAAGAUGAUUAUAUACUCCAUUUUUUUUCAUCUCUUCAGCAUUCAUAAGCAUUCUUGCCAUCAUCAAUUUUUUUACACCCAUUUUAUUGCUUAUGCAACCAUUCCUGUAAAUGGUUAUGCGAAUAAAUUUCUGAUGUCGUUGUUAAAAGGACGUACACAAUUCAAAGCUUUAAAUAGACAAUGGCAAACUAUUCGUUCAUAAAUUAGCAGCCUACGUUAAGUAUUGUUGUAAUGAGUUUUUAUAAGUUAAGGUUCAAGGUCUCUCAUUUUUCAUCUCAAGAAUUAAGUCCAAGGCUAUUCAAAGUUAAACCCUUAUAAGGAGUUCCUUGAUUUUAACUGUUUUGACUUAGAGUCGGAGUGCCAUUUUUUUUAGUGAGCAUGUCUUCGAAAUUGACACUGACCUUGGACCUCAUCCAUACGAGUGUUCCUGUUUGGGUUUCCAGUUCAAUUUUGUAGUCUUACCAUUCGAAUAACAUCAGCUGUAUACUUUUUUGGUUGAUCACAUAGCCAGUUUGUUUUCACGCAUUGUUUUAAAAAAACAGGAAGCGUAGGAAGAGUUCUCACGCUCGGAAAACCCAAACACGUCUACAAUUUAGAUACCUAGGAAACCACAAAUUGGUUACUUUUCUCUUAUGUAGUUGUAGAUGUGAGAGGCGGAAUUAUUUUGAGUAUUGAUUAGCCAAAAAAAUGAACGGUGCCAAUGUCUGUGCGCAAGGACGGAGAAGAAUAAAUAGACAGGUGCAGAUCCUUGAUCCUUUCAGCUAAAUGUAAAAUGCUCGGGAUUUCCCCCCAAAAGCGUAAGAAAUCAGUGGGACGUAUGAUUACGAAAUUACGCUCUUUCAACUGAAAAAUCUUAAUUAAUUUCCACAGAGGUGUUUUUGGGGAUCUUUGUAAUUAAAAAAAAAUGUGUAAUUAGCUGGAUAAACUAAGGUGUAGCUAAGGGGAGUCUUAGAUGUACUUGCUAAUUCCAACGGAUUUAGAAAAACCAUCAUUGAGUUUUCGUACGAAUAGCUUGAUAAUCCCUAAAUCUUCGAAUCCCGUUUUGAUCAAAAUCUGAAUUCCCCCCUCUGACGUCUUGAAUAGGCGCCCCUCUUUCUGCUCGUUUUCAUGGACGCAAUAAGACAUUAUAGGACAUGUGUUUUGAUUGUGUUUAUUCAGCCACGUUCGUCCAAUCUUGCACGCAUAUGUCACACUUAAAGCCUUCUUUCAGUCUGUCAACGGGUUAAGUUUGGGGAAACUGAUCACGAAUAAAAAGAGCAGCUGAAAAGUGCCGCUGUUAAAACUUUA